AUGCCUCACGGCUUCGAAGACAUUGAAGAUGCGGACGACAUCUUCCACGACCCUGUGCCGGAUGCCGACAAGGAAUCAAAGAAACAAGUCAAUGGAGAGCUGAAACGCAAGGCUGAUGAUGCAGAGGAAAGGGAAGAGGAAGAGGAGGCAGAUGACAGUGACGAUGAAGACAUCGAGAACGAGGAACCAGUAGCUUCUAAAGACGUGGAUGAUGAUGUGGAAGACGAGGCCAAGGGCCGAGCAAAAGGCGAAGACGAGUACGAGGAUGAAGAUGACGAGGACGACGAGGAAGAAGUUGCCGAGUACAGCGUCGAGGCCAUUCGAGACCACAAAUUCGUCAGGGGCGUGGUGUACUACUACAUCAAAUGGCAAGGCUACAGCGAGAAGGACAAUACCUGGGAACCUGAAGAACACUUAUUACCACAUGCCCGACAACUCCUCGCAGCUUACCACGAGAAAUUAGGCGGAGCUCCAGUCCCACCUACCAAGAGGACAAAGUCCAAGCAAAAGUUGCGCGAACAACCCUCUUCCGAAGACCUUGCCCCGCCCCCGAAGCGCCGGAGGCGCAAGGGCAAUGACGAUGUCUCCGCAAGUCCUGCUGAAGAGACUGAGCUCGGCACGUGGCUUCCCAACAAAGAAGACUGGGAGGGGCUGGUGGUGAAAGUCGAAACGGUGGAACGAGACGAGACAGGACAAUUGCUCGCCUACAUCAGCUUCAAGAAUGGCAAACGGUCCAAAGUCGGCAUGGACAUGGUCUACAGGCACUGUCCCCGCCCGAUGCUCAAGUUCUACGAAGAACAUUUGAAGUUCAAGUAA
Molecule: messenger RNA, 816 nt
Organism: Fonsecaea multimorphosa CBS 102226
Lineage: Eukaryota; Fungi; Ascomycota; Eurotiomycetes; Chaetothyriales; Herpotrichiellaceae
Exons: 3
Coding region: 1-816 (271 amino acids)
Biological process (GO): chromatin organization; negative regulation of transcription by RNA polymerase II
Cellular component (GO): pericentric heterochromatin; nucleus
Molecular function (GO): chromatin binding
Source: RefSeq, a predicted model, not a curated record